Molecule: messenger RNA, 3737 nt
Organism: Acipenser ruthenus (sterlet)
Lineage: Eukaryota; Metazoa; Chordata; Actinopteri; Acipenseriformes; Acipenseridae
Product: transmembrane protein 121B-like
Exons: 1
Coding region: 137-1351 (404 amino acids)
Source: RefSeq, a predicted model, not a curated record
GCCUAGGUCAGGAAAAUCCGAUCCGUUCCUCCUGGAAUCCACUCCGGGGUUUUGCGCUCGCAUUCCCCUCUUUGAGCUGCUACUCGGGAUAAAAAAAAAUACAACUGAAAAUAAAGGGGGAGAAAGCGUAUAGACCAUGAUCGCAGCUUUUGGAAAUGAAUACCCCGAAUCCAGCUACCCUCAACCGAACCCGAACACGGUGAUCCAUUCGGAGGGUGCACUCUCCCCCCCUUCCCCCGCGGAAAACGAACCCCUCUUUAUCAGGAACGUCUCGUUCAGGAGGAAUUCGCACACGUCCACCAGCAGCGGCAACCCUGAGAAGAGCAGCACCAAGCCCCUCGUCCCCUCCUCAGCCGGCGCCGCAGCACACAUCAUGACUGCGGGCGAGUUCCUGCCGGCCGCCCCGCUGUACGCUCGCCGCUCUGCGCUCAGCCUGUUCUACAAACUCCUGUGCUUUUUCAUCCUGACCCUCCAGGGCGGCGUUCUGGAUUUCUACCUGAUCGUUUUUACGGAUCUCUACUGGUGCUCGUGGAUCGCCACGGACCUGGUGGUCAUAACGGGCUGGGGGAUCUUUUUCCUGAAGAACGCCAGGAGCAAGCGGGAGCGAGCCUGCAGCCUCCACCUGCAGCAGGGCGCCCCAUUCUACGGCUCCAACCUCGGCGAGUUCACCUUCGCCUACCUGGCCUGGCUCAUCUACGUGAUCGCGUGCACACCCAAAAUGGUGCUGAUCCUCGAGACGUCCAUUCUGGACCUGAUCGAGCUCAAGGUUCCCCUGGGGAUCACCGGCUUCAAAAUCACCGUGACGCUCUCCGCGCCUCUGCUCUACUGCCUGAUCAACGCCAUCAGAGAGGACUCGACCGGAGCAACGCGCUACUACUCCCACAGCUGCUACGCGAGCACCUGCCUCGAUCUGCUGGACAGCUUCACCUUGAUCGAGCUGCUGCUGACGAACGAGAUCCCGACCGUCUAUCUCAAGUACACCGUGAUCGCGGUCUAUUUCCUGGCGCUGAGCGUGCCGGUCCUGUGGCUGUACGAGCUCAACUCGACGCAGCUGGAGUGCAAGUGGAUCUGGGCGCGCUUCUUCUCCGGGGUGCUGGUCAACGCGCCCCUCCUCGUGGUGCGCUAUUUCCUCGUGUAUGUCUACCAGCUCCCGGUGUCUGUCUUCAUGUUUAAGAACAUUUUCUUUCUGGCGUGCCGCUGCCUGGAGCUGGCGGAGCAGUGCGCCAAGGUGAAGGGAGCUCAGAAGUACACAGCCGGCAAACCCGGGCACUUCACCCACUGCAUCUCGGAGAACGACGUGAUGUGCCCACACGGAUAUGCCAACACGCUUGGCGUCACUGCUGAGAAUUAAGAGCAGCUCUUUUUUUAUUCUGGAAGGAUCGGGGUUUUUUUUAUAGUCGGGGAGGACCACACUGUUUUCCUUGCAGUCUCGGGCCAUUUCUAUUCCGGUCUCAAACUGAAGAGGUGCUCAAACAGGACAGCUGCCGUUUCUGGUGGAAUUAAACUGACAGCCCGGUCCUGACCAACGCGCUUAGUAGCAGGACUGAAAUCACAUCACUGUUUUGUAUUUACUGCUGUGAAUGAAGUUGGUACGAUUGGUAUGUAUGUAUGUAUGUAUUCAGUGUGUGUGUGUGUGUGUUUGCACUCGCAUAGUAAUGUAUAGCCCCCGAGAGUUCACAGUGGUGAAUUUGCACAAUCAUUUAGCAGCCAUUGGUGUGGUUUUGCCAGUUCAUCAUUAUUGAUAGCAGCAGUGCACGCAAGAAAUGCAAUGUUUAAAAACGUAGUCAUUGAUCCAUUUUGAAUACAUUGAAUUCAAGCUUGUGCGUGUCCAUGUGCGUGUGCGUGUGCGUUGGAGAUGGUUCUCCCUCUCUUGGUUGCAGGUUUAAGCACACUAUGCCCCCUCAACCUUCUAAUGCGAAUACAAUACCCUUAGCCCAACCAUUUGAAUCAUAGAGGACCUCGUUGUCUGUCCUUCUAAAAAUAAGCCUCUCAGCAUUUUGCACCGUGGUUUCGUGCUUGCUAUACCAAGACCGUUUAAUUCCUCACUAAUAAUGUGCACUGCCUUUGUCCUAGGUCUGCGUCAUUCAGUCAGUGUGUGUGUGCGUGUGCGUGCGUGCGUGUGUGUCAGUGCAACACAAAGUAAUGCACAAUAGGGCUAGGUGUAAGUUAAUGCACACUAGGGGGCAGACUUCUCAAGGUUUCUCUCCAAAAUGCACUUUGGAACCAGGAAAAGCAGACUGUUAAUUUUACAAAAAUCGCAGAGUUGCGUGCAGCGUUCAAGGACUCUGUGCGUCUAAGCUGCUCGCUAAUAGUUUUCUUUUUAUAUUAACGGUUUUGUGGAAAUGGCACUUGGGUUUGAUUUUAAAUGGCGAAUGAAUAUUACUCACUAUUGGUUUAACACGGAUUGUUACCGUGGCCCUUCAGUUCAGAUCGUUAAGCUUGCUCUAAACGAGAUCCCCACUUCAACACGAUCCCAUCUUGGUUGGUGCUGCAGUGUCUUUCUCAGCAGAAAGGAUGUUUUUAUUAGUGCAGUUUGAUUGAUGGUACUACCUUCUGUUUCACUGUGAGGUGUUUUUUUUUUUUUUAAGAUUUACUUAAGAUUUAAUAGCACAAAAAUACAGCAAGGCAAAAAAAUAAACAAAAACAAAACCCAGUACUUGGUCAGGGUAAGAAGAGCUUUUUAAAAUGUUGGUGCCAUAAUAAUUUCAACAAUCAUUUAAACACAUACUGUACAGCUGAUGUCAAACCAGCCAAGGUGCUCACAGACUUGUUCUGAUUUAAACUACAUACAACUGAGCAGGGUUAGAAACUCACACUAGCCCUGCUGCUGCUGCUGCAUUGUCCUGGGCUUCAGAGCUCCCCUCAAUGAAGUCUAUUAUUAUUAUUAUUAUUAAUAUUGAAAUGAUCAGGAGUUUGAGUAGGGUUAGAAACUCACACUCGCCCUGCUGCUGCUGCACCUGCACCGUCCUGGGCUUCAGAGCUCCCCUCAAUGAAGUCUAUUGUUAUUAUUAAUAUUGAAAUGAUCAGGAGUUUGAGUAGGGUUAGAAACUCACACUCGCCCUGCUGCUGCUGCACCGUCCUGGGCUUCAGAGCUCCCCUCAAUGAAGUCUAUUGUUAUUAUUAAUAUUGAAAUGAUCAGGAGUUUGAGCAGGGUUAGAAACUCACACUCGCCCUGCUGCUGCUGCUGCAUUGUCCUGGGCUUCAGAGCUCCCCUCAAUGAAGUCUAUUAUUAUUAUUAUUAAUAUUGAAAUGAUCAGGAGUUUGAGUAGGGUUAGAAACUCACACUAGCCCUGCUGCUGCUGCACCCAGUCUGGAGUUCAGAACUCCCCUCUAUGAAGUCUCUAAAUGGUAGAGUUUAUUUUACAGCUCACACUCCUAGCUCACGAUCAUGAAACCAAUGCACUUGGUUAAGGGCACUGAAGCCCAGGCCUAGGUGCAGGACUAGUUUGACUUUAUGAGCCCAGCUCCUGCUCACAGGUGGCUAUUUCUAAGGGGAUUCCAGAAAAGUCUCCUUUGCGAUUGAAUGAAAUUGCUCACUGAAUCUCUUUAGUCUCAUUACUAUCAAUAUUUUUUAUUUAUUGAUUAUUAUUUUUUGUACAUGGUCGUAUUAUUUCUGUAAAUGUGUUUUAAAAGCAGAGUUUCUCUGUAGGUGUUUGUUUAGUGGUUUUAUUGCAGCCUCAAUUCUGCUGCCUGUUUGGAGGGUUAACUGUUUUACAAUAAAGUGUGAAGAGUUGGGA